Molecule: messenger RNA, 3148 nt
Organism: Lolium rigidum
Lineage: Eukaryota; Viridiplantae; Streptophyta; Magnoliopsida; Poales; Poaceae
Product: pentatricopeptide repeat-containing protein At5g65560-like
Exons: 4
Coding region: 1-2217 (738 amino acids)
Molecular function (GO): protein binding
Source: RefSeq, a predicted model, not a curated record
AUGCCCCUGCCCGUUCCGAUCCCCCGCCUCCUCGCCGCCAUCUCUGCUGCCGCCUCCUCGCCCGCUGACCUCCGCCGCCUCUCCCACCUCCUCCUCAACCCCUAUGCCCCACUCCCUCCGCUCCGCUGCCUCAACACCUUCCUCAUGGCCCUUGCCCGCCACCGUAUGCUCCCGGACAUGGAGUCCUUCACAUCCCGCAUGCCCGCACGCAACCUUCGCACGUACACCACCCUCAUCAACGCAUACUGUCUCGCCGGCGACCUCCCUGCUGCUAAGAGGCAUCUUGCCUCCCUACUCCGCGCCGGUCUCGCACCGGAUUCCCAUGCUUAUACCUCCUUUGUUCUUGGAUACUGCCGUGCUGGGCUGUUUGCGCACGCCUGCCGGGUGUUUGUGCUAAUGCCGCUCCGAGGGUGUGCGCGCACUGCCUUCACGUACACUGCCCUGCUCCAUGGUCUUUGUGGCGCUGGUAUGCUGCGCGAAGCUGUGUCAGUGUUUAAUGGGAUGCGGGCAGACGGGUGCACCCAUGACACGCACGUGUACGCCACGAUGUUGCAUGGGCUGUGUGGGGUGGGGCGAACUAGUGAGGCGGAAGUUCUUCUUGCUGAGGCAAUCACCGAUGGUUUUGAACCGAAUGUGGUUGUCUACAAUGCGCUGAUUGAUGGCUACUGCAAUGCUGGGGACAUGAAGCUGGCUGUUAAUGUUUUUGACAGGAUGGAUGUUAAUGGCUGCUCACCAAAUGUCCGGACAUACACUGAGCUGAUAUGUGGGUUCUGCAAAUCUAGGAAGGUGGACAGAGCCAUGGUGCUGUUCAACCGGAUGGUUCAGGCUGGUUUGCUGCCAAAUGUGGUGACAUACACGGCCUUAAUUCAGGGACAUUGCAGUGAUGGGCACUUGGAAUGUGCUUUUAGGAUGCUCGAGUCGAUGGAGACCAGUGGGUUGGUUCCUAGUGAGUGGACUUGCUCAGUGUUGAUUGAUACUCUGUGCAAACGUGGAAGAGUUAGAGAAGCGCAGUUGUUUCUUGCAUCUGUCAUACAGAAGGGAUAUAAGGUGAAUGAGAUUGUCUACACCAGCUUGAUUGAUGGAUUGUGCAAGACAGGAAAUGUUGGUGCUGGUGACAAGUUAAUGCAGAAAUUGGUUUCACAGGGGUUUGUGCCAGAUGCCCAUACAUACAGUUCACUGAUUGAUGGAUUAUGCAGGCAAAAGGAGUUGUCACGAGCGAUGUUGGUAUUGGAUGAUAUGAUGUUGAAAGGAGUACAACCCAGUGUUGUCACAUAUACAAUUCUAAUUGAUGAACUUGUUAGGGAGCUAGGAUCUGAAGGUUCAAAGAAGAUACUUGAUAAGAUGAUUGCAGCAGGUACUAAGCCUGAUGUUUUCACCUACACAAUAUUUGUUCGCUCCUACUGUUGUGAGGGGAGGAUGAAAGAUGCUGAACACAUGAUGGUUCAAAUGGUUGAUCAUGGCGUUUGCCCUAACUUAGUGACGUACAACACUUUGAUAAGUGGGUAUGCCAAUUUAGGACUAGCAAGUCAAGCGUUUUCAACUUUCAAGCACAUGGUUGCUACCGGGUGCAAGCCAAAUGAGGAUUCCUACACGAUUCUUCUUAGGCUAUUGGUAAAGAAAAAGUCCUCUAAUGAUAUGCCUGCCUGCUCCGUUGAUAUAUGGAAAAUAGCAGAAAUGGAAUGUCUCCAGGGGCUUUUGGAGGAAGUGGUUAAGCUUCAGUUGCCUUCAGACAUUGAUAUUUAUAAUUGUUUUCUUAGGUCUUUAUGCCGCGUUGAUAGAUUGGCGGAAACUAAAAUUUUGCUAGUUGAGAUGCAGAGUGCUAACUUGACCCCCAGUGAGGAUGUAUAUACUUCAAUUAUAGGGUGUUGUUGCAGACUAAAAAUGCCAGCUGAAGCUUUGACAUUUCUUGAUUCAUUGAUCGAAAGUGGUUAUUUACCACAUAUAGAAUCAUAUAGGCAUAUUAUUUGUUCUCUUUGUGAGGAAGGAAGCAUUAAGACCGCUAAACAUGUUUUUGGUGACAUGCUGUCGAAGGAAUACAACUAUGAUGAAAUUGUCUGGAGGAUUCUGAUUGAUGGUCUAUUGCAGAAGGGCAAUGUUGCUGAGUGCUCAAGUCUGCUCUCAGUGAUGGAGGAAGAAGAUUAUCGCCCUAGUGAUGCAUUGUAUGCCAGGCUUACAGGUAAAAUAACAGUUGCAAAUGAUGGUCAGGAAACAGCUUGAUAAAGUUAGAUAAACCAAUCAACUGUUGUGUGUUGGUGGUCUAUUGCACAAGUUGGAUCUGUUUCAUCCCUUGGAGUAAAAAUGUCACUGCAGAAGACCACACAAACUACACACAGAAUAAGUGUACUCUCAUUGUCUUCAACCACUGGCUAGACCUUUAUGUGUCACAUGCAUCAGAUUCUCAGUGAUAGCCGGAGCUUCUCAACAACUAGAAGAGGAACUAGAGCAGCCUGCAUUCAAUUUUGCAGAUAGCAAGGUAGUUGUUGUCUCAGGAACUGAGAAGGGUCAGCUACUUGUCCAAGAGAUAUAUACAGCAACAAAUUGGAAUUGCUUGUGAAAGUUGAUUGCCGUAACAUGGUGAAAUUACUUGUUUAUAAUGGUAAAGAACACGAGUACUGAAGUUCUGGACAGCUUACUCCAACUCACUCCAAGAAUACUUGAACCGUAAAUAUGGUAAUCAGAUUCUGGAAAAAGCCCCAGAUGCAGCUCAUUGCUAAUGCACCGAUUCAGCUUCAUGUAUGUGUAAGGUAGGUUGACCGUUGACCCUCUGACAUUAGAAACUGAAAUUAAAUGGAACACCAGUUAUUCUGUCCAUACUUAAAAAUAAUGUUCAGUGCAUAACUUGUAAUCUACAUUGAAGGUUAUACAAUUACAUUUAUUCUAGUCCAAGCUAUGCAUGUCUCAUUAUGCUUCUGUUUAGUACUCUUUCUAGUUUUUGAAAUCUUGGAUGAUAACUGGAAUUGCUAUAUUAAUAUCGGGAAGCGUUUGGUGACAGCGAUUUAUUUUUUUCAAAAUUUAUUCAUGGAGCCAUUGUCACUUUGAAAACCUUGUUAUCCUAUUAAGAGCAACUCUAGCAGAUCCUAGAUAAACCGAACCUGUAAAACUCGGAUUGGGUACCCCCGAAACGUGUUUUCCAGUGCCUCACGAGACG